Molecule: messenger RNA, 898 nt
Organism: Musca vetustissima
Lineage: Eukaryota; Metazoa; Arthropoda; Insecta; Diptera; Muscidae
Exons: 2
Coding region: 95-898 (267 amino acids)
Source: RefSeq, a predicted model, not a curated record
GCAUCAUUGGCCUAUUAGCCAACAGAAGUGUAAACAAAAUAGAAAUUGUUUCCAAUUUGAUUUUGUUAAAUAAAAUUUCAAAACUUCUGCAAAAAUGAAAUUAUACAUAACCUUGUUGGCUUUGGGCCUUGCCGCUGCUCUGGUCUCAGCUCAAUCGAAUGCCAUUGAUGCUGCCGUCGAAGAACCCUCCCAGGAAUAUUUACCACCCGCCGAGGAAGCCGAUGCCGCCAAAUUAGCCGAAGAUGGUUAUCGUUAUAAGACCAUUCGCAAAUUGAAAUAUCGUGCCCGCCAUCGCCGCGAUGUUUCGCAGGAAUAUUUGCCACCCGUAAACGAACCCAGUGAAGAAUAUUUGCCACCCGUUGCCGAGACCAAAGUGGCUGAUGAUGGCUACCGCUACAAGACUGUACGCACCUUGAAAUUGCGCUCCCGUCAUCGUCGUGAUGUUUCCCAGGAAUAUUUGCCACCUGUAAAUGCUCCCAGCGAAGAAUACCUGCCCCCAGUUGGUGAGGAAGCCGAAACCAAGGUUGCCGAUGAUGGUUACCGCUACAAGACCGUGCGUAAAUUGAAGUUGCGUCAUCGCCAUCGUCGUGAUGUUGCCGAAAUCCAACAACCAUCCAAUGAAUAUUUGCCCCCCGUCGAAGUUGAAUUGGCUCCCGAUCUAAAAACUAUUUUGGGUGAUGAUGGCUACCGUUACAAGACCGUAAAACGUUUCAAGGUUCGCCGUCACCGUCGUGAAGCUGAAGCUGAAAAUGCUGACAAUACUUCGGCUGCUUAUUUGCCCCCCGCUGAAGAAAUGCCCGUUGCUGAUAUGGCUGCCGAAGCCAAAACAGCUGAAUUGGCUGAGGAUGGUUAUCGUUAUAAGACCGUGCGUAAGCUUAAAUACCGUCAUCGCCAUUAA